Puccinia triticina is the source of this 1656-nucleotide messenger RNA. RefSeq lists its product as uncharacterized. Gene Ontology annotation, biological process: proteolysis. The record is from RefSeq and is a predicted model, not a curated record. Bases 1 to 1656 code for a protein of 551 amino acids. The transcript has 16 exons. Gene Ontology annotation, molecular function: tripeptidyl-peptidase activity; serine-type endopeptidase activity. NCBI's taxonomy places the organism in Eukaryota, Fungi, Basidiomycota, Pucciniomycetes, Pucciniales, Pucciniaceae.
AUGAGUCCAGGAGGGACCUGGGUCAACAUUCGGCUCCCCUUGUCGGAAGCAGAGAAGCUAUUAGAUACUAAGUAUCAUGUAUAUUUAAAUGAAGCAACGGGCCAGACUCACAUCGCGUGUGAGGACUAUAAGCUACCAAAGCAUCUUUUGCAGCACAUAGAUAUUGUCAUGCCCACAGUCCACUUUGACACUGCACCGGCCACUAAUAGGUAUCAACACGCCGGUUUUGGUCAAGAUCUGCCAAUUACUUCGAGGAAGCAAAAGCGAGGAACGCCCACCGGUCAAUCUUUUACUGCCCCUCAAGUCAUUCCGGUUCCAGGAGCAGCUCGGCGACUGGGCAAUCCAAGUAGCGGAAACAUACCACAUUACUCAAAAGACUUCAAUCCCUCUGAAAUCUCGCACAUGAAACACGAUCUUGCGCACUGUGCAAACGUGACAACAAUAGAAUGUUUGAAAGCCCUUUACAAAUUCGGAGAUUAUGAAAUGACCUCACCAGCUAAACACAGCCUAGCAAUUGUCGAGUAUACACCCCAAUCAGUCAUCUACAAGGAUAUGGACUUGUUUUUCUCAACCUUCGCUCCGAAAGUUAAAGGAUCCCGUCCGAAUCUUGUCCCGAUUGAUGGCGGGGAGCUGAAUCAAGAAACCACGGAAUUCGGCUUGAAUGGCGAGAGCAAUCUUGAUUUGCAAUAUUCUAUGCCCCUUGUAUAUCCUCUCAAUAUCUCGCUAUACCAAGUGGGGGAUCCCGAAAUAGGAGGAAGCUUUAACAACUUUCUCGAUGCCUUAGAUUCCAGCUAUUGUUCCUCGCCAUUAGACCCUAUGCAAGAUGGCCUUUACCCAAAUCCACGAGGUUACCCCAAGCGUGACUGUGGAAUUGUCAAACCUGCUAAUGUUAUCUCAACUUCGUAUGGAAUGAACGAAGCCGAUGCAACACCGUCAUACCUUAUACGACAAUGCAACGAGUACGCAAAGUUGGGACUCAUGGGGACCUCUUUCCUCUUUUCUUCAGGUGACAACGGUGUGGCCGGGAACCGAGGAGUUUGCCUCAAUCGUGAUGGUAGCCAAAGUGUUGAGGGCAAGAUCUUCAACCCGUCUUUCCCGGGGACAUGUCCAUACGUCACAUCAGUCGGCGCGACUCAAGUUCCGUCGGGCAAAACGGUCCAAGAUCCGGAAGUGGCAUGUUAUACAAAGAUACAAAGUGGUGGCGGAUUUAGCAACGUGUUCAAGAUGCCUUCUUAUCAAGCCUCAGCGGUAAAGAAAUUCUUCAAAAACCAUCCACCAAGAAUUUCACGAGACAGGUACAACUCUUCAAUGCAGACCAGGGGAUUUCCAGACCUUAGUGCCAAUGGUGCAAACUACGUGGUAGCUGUUGAGGGUAAAUUUGGACUGGUUUAUGGGACUUCCGCUUCAGCGCCAGUGGUCGCAUCGAUGCUCACCAUGAUCAAUGACGCAAGGAUGAGCUUGGGCAAAAAGCCUGUAGGUUUUAUAAAUCCAGUAAUCUAUUCCCGGAGAUUUGUCAAAGCUUUUAACGAUAUCAGCGGUGGGACCAAUCCAGGGUGUGAUACCGAAGGCUUUUCUGCCGUAGCUGGGUGGGACCCAGUUACUGGCCUCGGAACGAUGGACUUUACAAAGUUUUUACCGAUAUGGAAGAAAUUGUAA